Myotis lucifugus (little brown bat) is the source of this 604-nucleotide messenger RNA. RefSeq names its product arachidonate 12-lipoxygenase, 12S-type-like. The transcript is spliced from 3 exons. NCBI's taxonomy places the organism in Eukaryota, Metazoa, Chordata, Mammalia, Chiroptera, Vespertilionidae. Gene Ontology annotation, molecular function: arachidonate 15-lipoxygenase activity; metal ion binding; linoleate 13S-lipoxygenase activity. The record is from RefSeq and is a predicted model, not a curated record. The coding region runs from base 50 to 451 and encodes 133 amino acids. Gene Ontology annotation, biological process: linoleic acid metabolic process; lipid oxidation. Gene Ontology annotation, cellular component: sarcolemma; cytosol.
UUUUCCUGUCUCCUUCCAGUCUCAGGCUCAGCUCUGCCAUUUCCUUACCAUGUGCAUUUUCAGAUGCACUGCCCAGCAUGCAGCAGUCAACUUCAGCCAGCAUGACUGGUUUUUCUGGGUCCCUAAUGCCCCAUGCACAAUGCGGAUGCCCCCUCCUACCACCAAGGAAGAUGUGACAAUGGCCACAGUGAUGGGCUCACUCCCAGAUGUCCGGCAGAGCUGUCUUCAGAUGCUUUUGAUGAGGCAACUGGGCCGGCAGCAACCAGACAUGGUGCCCCUGGGGUAUCACACAGAAGAAUAUUUCUCAGGCCCUGAGCCCAAGGCUAUUUUAAGACAAUUUCAAGCAGAUCUGGACAACCUGGAAAGGGAGAUAGUGGCCCGGAAUGAGCAGCUAGACAUUCCCUAUGAAUACCUGAAGCCGAGCUGCAUAGAGAACAGUGUUGCUGUCUGAGCCCCAGUAUAAUGGCUUUUCAAAGACCACAGGCCAAUACUAGGGUUAACAUUUUCCUUUUGAGUUUUAUGUUUUCCUGGAUCUGAGUUGCUAUGGUUCUAUUUUCUUUUCUAUCUGAGUUCCCUCCCUGAAUAUAUGACUAGCCUGAGGCAC